Messenger RNA from Penicillium canescens, 1260 nucleotides. RefSeq lists its product as uncharacterized. NCBI's taxonomy places the organism in Eukaryota, Fungi, Ascomycota, Eurotiomycetes, Eurotiales, Aspergillaceae. The transcript has 2 exons. Gene Ontology annotation, molecular function: Hsp70 protein binding. Gene Ontology annotation, biological process: protein refolding. Bases 1 to 1260 code for a protein of 419 amino acids. The record is from RefSeq and is a predicted model, not a curated record. Gene Ontology annotation, cellular component: cytoplasm.
AUGCAACUAUUACGUUUCCUAGUUGCGCUAGCCGUCGUGCUCUUCUCGGUCGUCGUCAUUGCCGCCGAGGAUUAUUACAAAGUCCUUGGACUGGCCAAGUCUGCCUCAGAGAAGGAUAUCAAGAAGGCAUACCGAACACUGAGCAAGAAAUACCAUCCCGAUAAGAAUCCUGGCGACGACUCAGCCCGCGAAAGGUUCGUCGAAAUCGCCGACGCAUACGACGUCCUCUCAACAAGCACCCUCCGCAAAGUCUACGACCAAUACGGCCACGACGGCGUCGAACAACACCGCAAAGGCGGAACAGCCGGCGGAAGCCACGACCCCUUUGACCUAUUCUCGCGCUUCUUCGGCGGCGGCGGACACUCGGGCCACGCGCCGGGCCACCGACGCGGACCAGACAUGGAAGUACGGGCCGCGCUACCACUACGGGAUUUCUACACGGGCCGGGAAAUCAACUUCCUCGUUGAGAAGCAGCAGAUCUGCGAUACGUGCGAGGGGACUGGAUCCAAGGACCACGUGGUGCACACUUGUGACCGGUGUUCUGGGCGGGGCAUGGUUAUCCAGAAACACAUGCUUGCACCGGGCAUGUUCCAGCAGGUUCAAAUGGCUUGUGAUGCAUGUGGAGGGAAGGGGAAGAAGAUUAAGAAUCCAUGUCCAGUGUGUGCUGGUAAUCGGGUUGUGCGGAAGGAGAUUGAGACGAGUGCUAGCAUCGAGCCUGGGAUGGAUAAAGGGACAAGACUUGUGUUUGAGAAUGAGGCGGAUGAAAGUCCUGAUUGGAUUGCUGGGGAUUUGAUCGUUAUUCUUGAUGAGAAGGAGCCUGAGAUGGGGGUUAGUGAGGAGGAACGGACUGAUGGGACGUUCUUCCGGAGGAAGGGGAGGGAUUUGUUUUGGAAGGAGACGCUUUCGUUGAGGGAGGCUUGGAUGGGUGGGUGGACGAGGGAUGUAACGCAUCUUGAUGGGCAUGUUGUCAGGCUUGGACGCGGCCGUGGUCAGGUUGUGCAGCCGCUUGCUGUUGAGACUGUUGCGGGCGAGGGAAUGCCGUUUUACUCCGACGGCCAUUUGCAUGAUCAGAAUGAGGGCAGUGAUGAGCCUGGGAAUCUUUACGUGGAAUAUACUGUUGUUUUGCCGGAUCAGAUGGAGAGUGGGAUGGAGAAGGACUUCCAUUCGCUUUGGGAGAAGUGGCGCAAGAAGGUCGGUGUUGAUUUGGCUAAGGAUAGCGGGAGGCCUGUUUACUCGCCUGAGGGGAAGGAUGAGUUGUGA